Bursaphelenchus xylophilus (pine wood nematode) is the source of this 6066-nucleotide messenger RNA. NCBI's taxonomy places the organism in Eukaryota, Metazoa, Nematoda, Chromadorea, Rhabditida, Aphelenchoididae. The record is from the annotation of a GenBank genome assembly.
AUGUUGAGGUUUUUAAUUCUAUUACUAUGUAGUUCCGGAGGGGCCAUUCAUUUGGGAUUGAUCGAAAAUGAUGAAAGGUUUGUGGACGUGUGUAAACACGCCGUUGCGGAUGCCAAGGCGACAAAGCAGUGCGACAAUCGUGUUGCGUAAGUUAUGGAAAAUGUUCGGGGGAGGGACUCCAAGUGCGACGCUUUCAUUGUAAUGAAAGUUGGCACAAAGUUGGAUCAAUUUUUAGAGAUAUGCUUGGUUUCUAGCUCGUGUUUUGCAGAAACGACCAAGGUUUUUAUGCCAGAAUUUGACAAAGGUAACGGCAUUUUUUGCAAAAUUUGGCAUAAAAAGUUUCAUGUCCAGUUCUACCGUCAUAGGCAAUCCCGGAAAAUAAAAUUUUCCCGGGCAAGGAAUGACAAAGAUAUGGCCAAAAAAGUUUAUUUUUCUCACCGCACUCCACGUUUUGGGUAGGCCACAGAGAUCGUUGAAUAAAUCUGCUGCCCUUCAAAACGCGAGCUAAAAAUUGCAGGAUUCAUAGGUGGCCUAUUCACGAAAUGUGUGAAAAAUAUAAAGAAAAUCUGAGUGUCCCAUUUAUGCCAAGAUUUGCCAACAGCCCAAGGGACUUCAAAACAGCAUACGAAAUCAAUUCUUUACCAUACAACAAAUGGUAUUUCAGAGUCCUCAACAUUACCGAGUGCACCGGCCAACAUGACCUCAUGGACGCUCUUGACUUGCAUUUCAAGAAGGAUGCAAGCACAUUGGUUCUAGGCGAUUGUGAGCAAGAAACGUUGGACUUGGCCCGGCUCUCUUCUGGGUUUGACUUUGCAGUCUUUGUCAGAACAUUUCGACAGCCAUAUUACUCAAUCGGGGCUGAGUUUCCGAAUGUCAUAUACGUAAGUUAAAGCCACAUUGUUUUUUAUAGUUUAGGCAGAAGAUACCAUGUUAUUUUCCGGUCAAAAUUACUGCAAAAUUUCGCGUUACGAAGUAAACAUCAUCAUUUUUAAUCAACGUCUAUUUACAUUGGCUUUCAGAAUCCUGACACUGCUAUAAUGUUCAUGGCGCAGACCUUGUCCGAGCUGCUUCGAAAGCUGGGUCUCUCACAAAUCAUUUUCAUCGGCCCCACGAUCACAAUGCAGUCCGGAACUCAACCUCUCACCGACGUCUUCCUCAAAAUGAUGGCCGAAUUGAACACUGUGAACAUCACGAAGGUCCUGCGGAUCGACGAAAACCACUGGGAAAACGUCUAUGACACUGUGAAGGAAGCCAAGACUAAUAUCAAAUGUAGGAAACCCAAAAUUACGAACAAGUUGUAUUAUUUACGUCAUCUUUAGGUGUUGUGAUCGACACCAGUUUCAAGAAGUUGGCGACUAUUCUGAGCUCACUGAGUGUAAUAGAAAUGGGCCAGAACAAUGUGCUGGUCAUAUUGCUAUGCCGAGAUUCGUAUACGAUUUGCUCCAAAGAGGUGUUGGCUGGUUAUCAGAAUUCGAAAAUGGUCGUGGUAAGUGCAAAUUAUUAUUAUAUACUAGUACUCUUGAAACCACAACAAAAAGUUUUUUGAACUGUUUGGCAAAACAUCCCUGUAAAUUUCCCCCAACAUAGUGAUGAGAUUCAGUGAGUUAAACGGAGCAGUAUCUGCUACAGUGCCCAUUGUAAUGAGUAACCGGACUCUUACAUGGCAAAACGAAAACAUGUUUGUUGAAAUUCACGCAUCCCGGAAGAUUGAUAAUGAGUCGGUUAACGACGUGCGCCGUAUUUUACAACCUUGCUUUUAUCAGCGUGCAAAAGCCAUUAAAAAACGACAAGCAAUCUUAUUCAGCAACUUGUCUGUUACUUUAUGCAUUGGAGUCACCUCGACAAGCUUCUGAAUAACUCGCCAUUUUCAGCUGGCCCCCAAAUUUGAGAACUAUGAAGAGCAUGUGAAGCAGUUGACGGAAUGGAUACCGGAUCUGGAUUUGACUGAGGUGAGUGCUUUAUUCGUGCAAAUAUUGUUUAUUUUUAGACUUAUUAUUCCGAACUGAUCGCUAUCUACGACAUUUGUUACACUUAUUGCUACUGUACGUCGCAGGGUCAAUAUCAAAAUCGAGACGCAAUGUUUAGCGUGCUGACUGGAAAAACGUUGACUGGAGGUGAGAAUGGGGUUUGGAAGGGCUUUUAUGGGUGUUUAGGGCCCUUGUGAAGAUAAAUCAAGGGUCAAGUUAAGGCUGUUAAGGCUCCGGUCGAUAGCUCUUGCCUUUUUCGAAAGCUUGAGCUAUCUGUAUGGACAUCUGGCUAAAUUAGAGUUAAAAACAUGUUAACAGACUGUUUUAUAGCCUGAAACUUUACAGCCGAGUCAAGCCACUAGGCUUUCUCUUCGUCAAAAAUAUGUAAAUGCCUUCAAAUUUCAGGGAAAAUGGGCGCCAUUUCAUUCGACGGAAACACCAACUACAUCCGCGACAUCGAAAUUCUGCAAUUCCGAGAGCCAAAUCUCAGCGAUUUUACAGUUGUCACCACAGCUCGAGCAAUUGCUACCGAGUGUCAUAGGUUCACUUGUUCUGCCGUCAACUUUGACCCAGUCCAAUUCAAGCUCUGGGAAGAGGAGUUAAAAACCGAGAUUCCGCUUUGCUAUUACAAUGGAGGCUGCACUAAUUACACACCCUUAAUCAUAGCGGCAAUUAUCGGAUUGCUUGGGAUUAUUAUUUUGGGUGGAGUUUAUGCGUAUCAAAGGAGGUGAGACAAUUUGGCACAUGCGAAAAUCAACGUUAUCCGUAUUUUACAAAGAAAGCUUAUUUUAGAAAACGAUUGGAUGUAUUCCGAAUGCAUUGGAAAAUCCCGAAAGCUCAGCUGAAAGUCAUUGAAAAUAAACAAGUAAGUGGGAGCUUACAAAAAGUAACAUAUACAGUCGGCCUUUCCACAUAUUAAAUAGUUAGUUUAUAGUCAAAAAAAGUGGUAAUAUGACGGUCAGAAAAGUCCCUGUCAGCAAAAAAAGUACUCAAGAAGAGAUGUUGAAUCCGAGUCCCUCAAAGAGUAUCGCAAUUUCAACAACAAUUACUGAUCUUUCACAGCCCAAAAAAGCCGUAAAAGAGAUCAAGCAGAACUGGAAUAUAGUGUCAAGAAGCAUUGGAAAAAAAUAAAAUAGGAUAUAAUUGCACCGUGCUACAGGCUUUUUUGAACUCCCGCUCACGCCACGAUUUUUUCCGCACAGCGAAAAUGGGAAAAAAUCACUUCAGUGGCAUACUUUUUGCCUCUCUUUUUUCACUAACUUGUCAUCCAACAUCUCAAAUCAGCUAAUCACCUUAACUUUUACAACCCUUCCAGAGCAAAACCAAAACAGUGCCUGGCAGCGAAGACCCCAGCAAGACCUCCAACUUGGUCUCCAAACGUCGUGUUGUUGCGGCCUAUGCUUUGCUAGGCGCCGCGAAAGCCGAGUUCAUGGUGUUGAAGCAGAUGAAAAAGAUUCGAUGGAAUAAAUUGGAGAUGAAUGCAAUCACCGAGCUAAAACGGAUCAAUCACGAUAACAUGACCACUUUUCUGGGGAUUUGUUACAAUGAAGGCGACAAGUUUUAUGUGCUUCACAGCUUGGUGGAGCGAGCUAGUUUGGAGGUAAAAAAUGGAAAAAGAAAUUGGUAAAAACCUAAUUUUAGGACUUUAUUAAUGAUCAAGACUUUAUCAUGGACACAACUUUUAAGUCAGCAUUUUUGAGAGAUAUCAUCAAUGGCCUUCAAUAUCUCCACAAAAGUACUGUGGGAUUCCAUGGGCUGUUGAAUCCAGCGAACUGUUUGAUCGAUGGAAACUGGGUGCUCAAGUUGAACAACUUUGGAUUGGUCAAUGUGUUGAAUGCGGCGAUUGAACGAGAGCAGAUCAAGUUGACCGAGAUUAUUCCGUUCACUUGUGAGUUUUGGAAAAUGGACAGUACGUAGAAAUGCGUAGCAUUUGGCCCUACGAUCUUUCCAGGGCUGUGUAAAAACCUAGCCUUUGAUAUCAAAAUUUGAGCGCAAUUUCGAAUUAUGUGGUAUAGAAGGAGCUCCUACUGCCCCGCGAGAUGCACCCUAGGUUCCCCAAACUGCGGGGGACAUUUUAUACGAUGAUUCACGGAGGAAAAAUUCCGGAGCAACACCCAAAACUUGUAAAGUUAAUGCGAGCUGCGCCCUAGGUUCCGCGAACUGCGGAGGACAUUUUAUACGAUCAAUAACGGAAAAGUCCCGCAAAAUAACCACCCAAGAAUGAAAAAUAAUCAGAGAGGACAGCCUAUAUAGAUACAUACAUACUACUCCCAUCGCAUUUCCCAUCUGAUGACAUAAAUUUUCAGCCUAUUACAACACAGCCCCUGAGAAUCUCGAAGGCAUUGCGUAUGGUCGAAUGUUUCCCAAAGGCUCGAGACUGGGCGAUAUUUAUUCAUUUGGCUCUCUUCUAUUCAUGGUUCUGUUUCGAACAAUUCCUUUCGAAACUUACGGCCAACCACCAAAAGAUAUUGUAGAGAAGAUCCGAAAGGACGGAAUUGUCCCACCAGUGGAGGAAUCGUUGCCAGAAGAAAAACCAUUAGUGGAUUUGAUGCUGGAUUGUUGGAAGAAAAAUCCCGAGGAGCGACCCAAGUUGAGGAAGGUCAAUCAGAUCAUUUCAUCCGUCUUUGAGUUGUCGUAAGUUGGGAGGAUUUGAUCUGGUGUAGGUUGGGAGAGGUAUUAGUAAUCAAUUGCAAUAAAAAUUGCCUGACUUUUAGCUCCAAAUAACCUAUUUUCAGAAAAGGAAAUCUGAUCGAUCAGAUGAUCAAGAUGAACUAUUCUUACGCCCAGCAUUUGGAGAAGAUUGUCGACGAGAGGACGGCGGAGUUUGAGAGCCAAAAAAUCAUGAAUGCAAAACUUUUGCAACAAAUUCUUCCAGCGUAAGUUACUGUAGCCUAAAAUUGUGAAAAAUUCUCAAUAAAAGGCCCAAACUUUUUUCGGGUUAUUCAGAAUAAUUUUUUCAGUUCAAUUGCCGAACUGCUGAUCACCGGCGAGUCCGUGGUCCCAAGAAACUACGAGCUGGCUUCGGUUCUGUUUUGCCAACUGGUCGAUUUCAACUUUUUCUUAUCCCACACAGCUCCACAUAACGUGAUCCGUUUUCUGAACGAUGUUUUCAGCCGAUUUGAUGCGGUCAUCGAACAUCAUGAUGCAUAUAAAGUUGAAACUACUGGAGAAGUGAGUUUACUCCCUCAGUAAUAAAGUUACUAUGGCUAUUUAGACCUACAUGGUAGCGUCGGGAGUCCCCAAUGAAAACGAUAAUCGGCAUGUCAUCGAAAUCUCGGAGAUCGCUUUGGAGUUGCGAGCGUUGUGUCAGCAGUAGGUCAAGGGAACAUUAGAAAAUUUUAAAGAAGCAUAGGCUGUAAAUACGUUGUAAUUUCAGCUACAUUGUGGAGCAUAUACCGAACUGGAAGGUCCAAGUCCGCAUUGGUUAUCAUUGUGGUCCAAUUGCCGCAGGAGUAGUUGGCGCUAGAGCUCCAAGAUUUUGUCUGUUUGGGGAUACUGUAAGUUCACUUAAAAAUCUGGCUAAAGACUAUAAAAAAAUGACUAAAACAGAGGAGCUGAUGCCUGUUUUCAGGUAAAUUUCGCCUCUCGUAUGCAGAGUAACUGCCCGCCAGACCAGAUCCAACUCUCCGAACAGACCGCCGAACGCCUCCGCGAUAUCCCCAGAUACAAGCUGACCAAACGAGGAAUUGUCAAAGUCAAAGGAAAGGGAGAUGUGAACACCUAUUGGCUGGACAUUGACGAAAAAGCCGAGUCCAUCAUGAAGAAGGUCUCCAGAGAUCAAUCGGACAUUACCGCCGUCCCUCAUCUCCCAAUUGCAACUCCGUUGCCUCCGGAAAUCCCGGAGGAAACGAAGCUACCGGAGAAGACAAAGGACUUGGAUCCGGUCAACGAGAAUGAAGACAUUUUGAGCGACAAAUUGAAGAACGACAACAACAAUAAUGAUUUUGAGAAGAAGUCCGAGGACACUCAAUCGCCUCCAGAAGAUCCGCAUACUGGCGAUGAGGAACAAACGGCCAGGAUUGAUGAAAUCAAGGAGAAAAAUGAUCCAUUGUCGCCUAGAUGGACGCAACCACCACUGCAGAAUGGACAAAUUGCAUAA